UUGGUUCAAAAUGGCGGCGUUCUGAAUAUUUUCGAAGCAGUGCGAAGGAUAUUGUGUGGUGUUCCUCGUUCACAAGGGGUAAUCUUCAGUGAAAUGGAUGACUUCAGGCAGGUGUAUGUUCGUCUCUGCAAGGACAACCACGUGGAAGCCCAAGAUUGUAUUGUGGAGAAACUUAAAAGUUUGACUCAUGCUGGCAGUAAGGGGCGGACAACUCUCGACCUAUCUACCAACAGCCUUACUGCGAAGUCCUGUGCUGUUCUGGGAAAGGUCAUUGCACCUGAUCGGACGUUUACAGAGUACAAGUUUGCUGACUGUAUGCUCAGUGAGGAUGCUCUCAAAGGUCUGUGUCAAGGAUUCAUCCACAAUUCCUACAGUAAAAAGCUGGAUCUGAAGGGAAACAACAUUCGAGGUGCAGGAACAGAAACUCUUGGGAAGCUACUGCGACAGAAUCAUUCCAUUGUCGGCCUGUGCUUGGAAUGGAAUGCUAUGGGUAUGCUGGACAUGGCAUUUGCUGCAUUCUGUGAUGGCGUUGGCUCCAACUCUUCCCUCCAAGCUCUGGACCUCCGCAACAACCAGAUCAACCAUGAAGGGGCUUCCGAGCUGGCUGCUAACCUCAAACGCAAUACAUCUCUCAGGGCUUUAGAUCUCCGGUGGAACAAUAUUGGUUUGUUGGGUGGACGAGCCCUCAUUGAAAUGCUGAAAUCCAACAAAACCUUAUCUCGCCUUGAGUUGGCGGGCAACAAUAUUCCUUCGGACAUCCUCAAAUCUAUAGAAACUGCUGUGGACAACAAUGCUGACCGUCAGCUUCUGACGGAGAGUCAUCGCAAACAGACUCACAGUCUGUCAAAACACAUCAGUCAGCUUGAACAUGACAAGCAUCUCCAGAUCGGGGAUCUGAUGGACACGCUGGACAAGCAGGAGCACCUGAUCCGCAAGUCCAAGCGAACUGCAACCCAGAGAGUAAAUUCUCUACAAGAAGCCCUAGAAGAUAGAAAAGGGGCUUUCAACUCAUUAGCAGCAAAAUUGUCCAUGACAGAGUCGGAGCUAGUCCUGGCUGAGCAGAAGGUCACUGACUGCAAUCUUGUCAUCAACAGACUGAAGAAUGAUCUGUCGGAGAGUGCAGCUUCCCAUGUGUCAGAGAUGCGUCAAGAGAGGGAGGACCGAGCCAAUGACGAGAUGAAGCUUCUGAAGGAGCUGUCUGAGAGUAACGACAAAAACAUCCAGCUGCAGACCAAGGUCGAUGACCUUGACCGAAAGUGUCGGAAUCAGCAGGAGCAGGUGUUUGAACUGAAGGAGCAGAUAACCCAUCUCCAGGCUGAGCUCAAGCUGAAGGGCACACAGUUUGAUGACCGACUGCAGCAGGAACGGCAGAGACAGAAGGAUGCUGUGAGGGACAUGGAGCAGUACAAGCAGAAGGAGAUCGUGCGGACAAAGCAGGAAGGGGAUGAUGUGGAGAAGGCCUUGAGGGACAGGAUCCAGAAGCUGGAAGAGCACAGGAUGGGCCUGGAGGAAGAAGUUAGUCGGCUGAAGACAGCAAACAUGUCCGACCGCAUGACGGCCGAGGAGCAGCUCACACACACCAAACAGAGGAUCAAGGCGGAGGAGGAGCAGCGUCAGAAGCAGCUGGAGGAGAAGAUCCGUGUGCUGCAGACGUCUAAGGAUGAGCUGAAGAGUCACUGCAACCAGCAGGCCUCGUUGGUGUCGGAGCUGCAGUGCAAGAACUCCAACCUGACGCUGGAGCUGGAGACGCACAAGAGGAGGCUGGAGGAGAUGGGACAGGAGCUAGCUGAGAAGAACAACAUCACCCUUGCUGAAGUGAGCAAGGUGAAGAUGGAUCUAAACAGUUCUGUCAACAAGCUGGAAGAGGAGCGCCAUCUUCAUAACACGCUACGGGACAAGCUCAGUCAGACAGACAGACAGCUGUCAGAGCUGAUGCUGAAGAACCGAGAGCAGGUGGAUCACAAGGAGCGGGAGAUUGUGAGUCUGGAGGAGCGACUGCGAGCCCGGGAUAUGGAGAUCGCUCGCAUCAAGGAAGAGGAAGUUCAGAGGGCACACAUGCUGCAGUCAGCCAUCAUGAACUAUGUGUCCAAGACUCCUUACUCCUCCCCAACAAAAUGAUCUCAACUGUCGUGUCCAUAGUGACUGAUUGAAACCUCAAUGGUUAAACAGGAAUACCCUCUGCAAGUCUGUCUGGUCUACAGAUUGUUCUGGCUAUAUGGCAUAACUAGAUUUGAAAAGUACUCCUUCAAGAUUAUCACUUGUCUCAGGACAAGCAAAUUGUUGACUAAUGUGUCAUGGAUAGGUGUCAAGGGCGAUGCAAUUUGAUGUUCAGAGUUGCUUCCCUUUGGCAAACCAGAAACACUGAAUCAUAGGUUCAAGUCCUAUAUUCUGCCUGAUUAGCUUUCCAGAUUUGUCACCUUCAUACCCAUGCAAACAAGACCUGUAUCACAAGGCUCUCUACCACCAUCAAGUAGCAUCCAUAUUUACAUAAAAAUAAUGUUUAAAGUGGUGAUACACCACUCUCAAUCAUUAGGCUAAAUGAUGGACAGAAGCAACAUACUUGUAUAUAGCGGACUCCUCGUUCACUACCGUUCAAAAUUGAAUUAGUUAUUAUUUUGGAUUGGGGGACCUGUUUUGUCAGCUUUAAAUCUGUUGUAUGCUUGGUAAUAAGGACAGAUUCUGCUGUGUGGUGUAUAUUUCUUGUGGAAGCUUAUUAGUAUGCAUUUUGUUUCUGUGCUAGACUAUCAACCAAAUAAGUAACACAGGUGCUAUCAGCACUGCCACCCAUGACUGUUGAAUCGUAUAAGGAGGAGGGAGAGUUUCAGCGUGAUUUAACUGUCAAACUAUAGGGUUGUGCCAAAAGAAGACCUUGAGUGCAUGGGUUCAGAUAGAACAACACCAUGUUGCCACAAACGUAUAUCAAUAGUAUUAUACAACUGAAGUGUUGGUCUGCUUUCUUCAUUGGCUUUUUCUUAUCAGACACGCAUUUCAGUGCACAAUGUCAACAGAUAUUGGCAUGCAAGAAUUCAGUGAUUAAGCUUGCACAUUGUGGAAUAAUACUGAAAGGAGUUUGCAACAAAAAAUCUCACUGAAAAACCUGCAAAAUAUUGAUUCUCUUAUGUAUACCAAUUUUUCUUAUCACCUGACAUUAACAGGCUCAUGAUGUAUUACAUAUCAGGGCUGAGGUCAACAGUUAAAACUGUCAUGAACUAUGGAGCGUUUAUCAUGAACUGUUGAAACAUAUAGAUGACUAUGUGAGUAGUGUACGAUCUCAUUAACAUCUGAUCUUGGACCUUUCCUCUGACCGAGCCAAGUGUCACUUACCACAUCAGGAAAUGCGAUGUACUUUCUAUUCAUGCACCCUCAACAUUAUUGGGAAGUACUGUCAUUAUUUCUGCUAUCUAUAAGUUUUCAUUUUGUGCUCUAAAGCUACUUCCUGACUAGCUCUUGUUAGUCAUUUCAUUGGUUUCAACUUUAAAUUCAGUGAGAUACAUGUACAUAGUCUACUACAUGUGUAAUGAUGUACAGAGAUUAUAUAUCAUGUAUACUGAUCCGUCCAUUACAACAGUCUUAUGUUCUUUCAACUGAGUUGUCACCAUAUCAUGAAGCCCUAACAAAUGUGACGCGUAGGAAGACCAAUUGAGAAAACAGUUCCGUAGACAUACUGAUGAGUAACACAUUAUAAUCACUUUACUAAUUAGUUUUUUCAACAUACCUGUGUUAUGAUCCCAGGGAUCCUGUUAGAAUAGGUCCCAAACAAUCACCACAUGUAUUAGGUCAGACUCAGUUACAACCCAGUGAUAUGGAUUGGUGCUCACAAUAUCGAUCACUGGACCAGACUUUAAGUAGGAUGUCCUUUAACAAACUUGGUUAUAAGGGCAGACAACUUGCUUGUGGCAGUUACACAUGAGUUAACCAAGUGUCAGUUAUGUCCUCUCCUACAUCGCAAAGUGACAUGUAAUAACGUCUUCAUACUGAUCUGUUAUUUUAUGCUCUACACAAACAUGUACAUUUUCUGUGAUAUCUUAAAUAUGAAUAUUUACAUUUUAGUAUAUUGUUAUUAUAUCACUAUCACAUUAUUGCAUUAAAAUAUGACAAGUA
Haliotis rubra (blacklip abalone) is the source of this 4101-nucleotide messenger RNA. RefSeq names its product leucine-rich repeat-containing protein 45-like. Gene Ontology annotation, molecular function: protein binding. Gene Ontology annotation, cellular component: centrosome. The transcript has 17 exons. The coding region runs from base 94 to 2118 and encodes 674 amino acids. The record is from RefSeq and is a predicted model, not a curated record. NCBI's taxonomy places the organism in Eukaryota, Metazoa, Mollusca, Gastropoda, Lepetellida, Haliotidae.